GUCUAGCUGAGCUGGCUUCAUGAUAUGCUGGCAGGAAGUGAAGCCUUUGCAGGAAGUAGAAUUCCUGGUAACGCAUAGAGAGGCACAGUCUUUUAGCACUACACCUCUUCCCAUUUUCCACUUUCUUUCUGUCCCAGGAUCUCUUCUUUGCCUCUUCCUUUGGCCGUGUUAGGUUAUCUGCUAAUCUAGAUUCUUGGCUUCAACGUCCUCCACCAUCCCUACAACACAGGGACAGGAUGCUGAAGAAGUUUGAUAAGAAGGAUGAGGAAUCAGGUGGGGGUUCCAAUCCAUUCCAACACUUGGAGAAAAGUGCUGUGCUGCAGGAAGCUCGAGUAUUCAAUGAGACACCUAUAAACCCUCGGAAAUGUGCUCAUAUCCUCACCAAGAUAUUGUAUCUCAUAAACCAGGGGGAGCACCUUGGUGUGAUGGAAGCCACGGAAUCCUUCUUUGCAAUGACUAAGCUGUUCCAGUCCAAUGAUCCAACUCUCCGCAGAAUGUGCUACCUGACCAUCAAAGAGAUGUCUAGCAUUUCAGAGGAUGUCAUCAUUGUGACUAGCAGUUUAACUAAAGAUAUGACUGGGAAAGAUGACAACUAUAGAGGUCCCGCUGUGCGAGCCCUCUGCCAGAUUACUGAUAUGACCAUGCUGCAAGCCAUUGAGCGCUACAUGAAGCAGGCGAUCGUUGAUAAGGUGCCCGGUGUGUCCAGCUCGGCCCUCGUGUCAUCUUUGCAUCUUCUGAAAACCAGCUUUGAUGUGGUAAAACGCUGGGUGAAUGAGGCUCAGGAGGCGGCUUCUAGUGACAACAUCAUGGUCCAAUAUCAUGCCCUUGGCUUGCUGUAUCACGUGCGCAAGAACGACCGCUUGGCUGUCAACAAAAUGCUUAACAAGUUCAUGCGCCAUGGCUUGAAAUCGCCUUUUGCGUAUUGCAUGAUGAUCCGAGUAGCCAGCAAACUGAUAGAAGAAGAAGCUGGAGGCCGUGAUAGCCCCCUGUUUGAUUUCAUUGAGAGCUGCUUAAGGAAUAAGCAUGAGAUGGUGGUCUAUGAAGCUGCAUCUGCCAUUGUUAACCUGCCCAGCUGCACGGCCAAAGAACUGGCACCCGCUGUGUCUGUGUUGCAAUUGUUCUGCAGUUCACCCAAGGCAGCCCUUCGUUAUGCAGCAGUUCGAACUCUGAACAAGGUUGCUAUGAAGCACCCAUCUGCUGUGACUGCCUGUAACCUUGAUUUGGAGAACCUAGUCACAGACUCCAACCGCAGCAUUGCUACCCUAGCCAUCACUACCCUGCUGAAAACUGGCAGUGAAAGCAGCAUUGACCGCCUCAUGAAGCAGAUCUCCUCCUUCAUGUCUGAAAUCUCAGAUGAGUUCAAGGUUGUCGUGGUACAGGCUAUCAGCGCCCUCUGUCAGAAGUAUCCACGCAAGCAUGCGGUCCUCAUGAACUUCCUCUUCACAAUGCUCCGUGAGGAGGGUGGCUUUGAGUACAAACGAGCCAUUGUUGAAUGUAUCAUUGGCAUCAUUGAGGACAACUCUGAGAGCAAGGAAACCGGCCUCUCCCACUUGUGUGAGUUCAUCGAGGACUGCGAGUUCACUGUCCUGGCUACCCGCAUUCUCCACUUGCUGGGUCAGGAAGGACCCAAGACCAACAAUCCUUCAAAAUACAUUCGUUUCAUUUACAACCGAGUUGUCUUGGAACAUGAGGAGGUCAGGGCAGGUGCUGUGAGUGCUCUGGCCAAAUUUGGGGCUCAGAAUGAAGAAAUGCUCCCAAGCAUCCUAGUGUUGCUGAAGAGGUGUGUGAUGGAUGAUGACAAUGAAGUGAGAGACAGGGCCACGUUCUACCUAAGUGUUUUGGAGCAGAAGCAAAAAGCUCUCAGUGCUGGCUACAUUCUGAAUGGAUUGACUGUAUCCAUCCCUGGCCUGGAGAGGGCCCUGCACCAGUACACUCUAGAGCCUUCUGAGAAACCUUUUGACCUGAAGUCUGUUCCUUUGGCAACUACCCCCAUCACUGAACAAAGAAUAGAAAAUGUUCCUGCGUCUGCAGUCAAGCAGCCGGAGAAAGUGGCAGCAACCCGACAAGAAAUAUUCCAGGAACAACUAGCUGCUAUCCCAGAGUUCCGAGGACUCGGCCCACUGUUCAAGUCCUCUCCUGAGCCUAUCGCUCUUACAGAAUUGGAAACAGAAUAUGUGAUCCGUUGUACCAAACACGCGUUCACCAACCACAUGGUGUUCCAGUUUGAUUGUACAAACACCCUGAAUGAUCAGAUCCUGGAAAAUGUCACUGUGCAAAUGGAGCCAACUGAGGGAUAUGAGGUCAUGGGUUACAUACCUGCCAAAAGUUUGCUAUACAACCAACCUGGCACUUGCUACACAUUGAUUGCAUUGCCUGAAGAGGACCCAACAGCGGUGGCUUGUACAUUCAGCUGCAUGAUGAAAUUCACUGUCAAGGACUGUGACCCGAACACUGGUGAAGCAGAGGAAGAUGGCUAUGAGGAUGAAUAUGUGCUGGAAGAUAUUGAGGUGACUAUAGCAGACCACAUCCAAAGGGUUCUGAAGCCAAAUUUUGGAGCAGCCUGGGAAGAAGUUGGUGAGGAGUUUGAAAAAGAAGAGACCUUCACACUAUCCACAGUUAAAACACUGGAAGAGGCAGUAGGCAACAUUGUCAAGUUCCUGGGGAUGCAGCCCUGUGAGCGGUCAGAUAAAUUGCCUGAAAACAAGAACUCUCAUACCUUGUACCUGGCAGGUGUUUUUCGAGGUGGUCAUGACCUCUUGGUUCGUUCUCGACUUGUCCUGACAGACAUUGUGACAAUGCAAGUCACAGCACGGAGUGGAGAAGAACUUCCUGUGGAUGCUGUCAUGGCCUCUGUUGGCUAAACAUGAUAUAGGACUUUGUAUUUCAAACUCCAAAGCUGAAGGGUAUGUUGGAAAUGUAUUUCCACUAUUCUGGACACUGAGAGAAUCAUUAGAACAUGAGCUCUUUUUCUAAUUAGAAAACAAAAUCAUUGUGUGGAUUUAAAGCCACAAGAGUAUGAGGUUUUCUGAAAUACUUAACAGAUCUUUUUUUCAGGAUCUCUAAACUACUUCAAAAAAGCAUCCUUUUCACAUCAAAUUGCAAGACUCCAGUGCCUAAAGAUGCUUUCACCAGCUCUUCUUGUGGUAACAGUGUGUCACAUCCCUUCUGGAUCAGUGAAAGCCUUUAUAAGUAUGGCAAUUUCUAGUUGUGUUUAUGAUUUUUUAAAACACCCUUCGAAACCAAUUAUGAAAAUAAAAGCAUUAAUUUUUCUCAG
Molecule: messenger RNA, 3274 nt
Organism: Rhineura floridana
Lineage: Eukaryota; Metazoa; Chordata; Lepidosauria; Squamata; Rhineuridae
Gene: COPG1
Product: COPI coat complex subunit gamma 1
Exons: 24
Coding region: 237-2861 (874 amino acids)
Biological process (GO): organelle transport along microtubule; intra-Golgi vesicle-mediated transport; intracellular protein transport
Cellular component (GO): Golgi membrane; endoplasmic reticulum-Golgi intermediate compartment; COPI vesicle coat
Molecular function (GO): structural molecule activity
Source: RefSeq, a predicted model, not a curated record